AACUACAUUACCCAAUAAGUUAUACUACGUGUGUAUCCUGCCUUUUAACGCCGAUGACAGCCGGAGGAUGGAGGCAGUAUUAGCCAAGUAUGAAAACCAGAUAAAUGUGUUUUCUGAAUUCCUUGAAGACUUGCCUGACACUGAUGAACCUGUAUGGAUUUUAGGAGAGUGUUACAAUGCUAAAACAGAAAAGACAGAGCUCCUAUCAGACGUCCACUCACGGUUAUGGUUCACCUACAGAAAAAAAUUCUCUCCCAUAGGCGGAACAGGCCCCUCUUCAGAUGCAGGCUGGGGAUGCAUGCUACGGUGUGGGCAGAUGAUUCUUGCACAGGCCCUGGUAUGCUCACAGCUGGGACGAGCCUGGCGUUGGAGUUCAGAGGGAGGACAGCCAGAGGAGUACCAGCGUAUCCUCCACUGUUUCCUGGAUAGGAAAGACAGCUGUUACUCCGUACACCAAAUGGCUCAGAUGGGGGUCGGUGAAGGGAAAUCUGUGGGAGAGUGGUAUGGCCCAAACACAGUUGCGCAAGUGCUCAAGAAACUUGCACUAUUUGAUGACUGGAAUUCUCUUGCUGUGUAUGUGUCAAUGGACAACACGGUGGUGAUCGAGGACAUCAAGAAGCAGUGUCGCCAGGCAAGCAGAGGGAACAGAUUGCGGCCCAGACCCUGUAGCUGGGGGGAACCCUUCACCUCUGGAGAAACACCAGAGCAAGCCUGUUCGCACACACACGGGAACAGAGCCACGACGUGUCCACAUUCUCAAUCCCAGUCUCAUUCUGACUGGAGGCCCCUGCUGCUGGUCAUACCUCUCCGUAUGGGAAUCAACCACAUCAACCCUGUCUACAUCCAGGCCCUUAAGGAGUGUUUUAAAAUGCCACAAUCCUGUGGUGUGCUGGGAGGAAAGCCCAAUCUGGCCUAUUACUUCAUUGGAUUUGUAGGAGAGGAGCUGAUCUACCUGGAUCCCCACACCACCCAGUCAGCCGUGGAGUCAGAGGCUGGCAGCGGAGUGGACGACCAGAGCUACCACUGUCUGAGGAGUCCACGCCGCAUGAAGAUCACCAACCUGGACCCCUCUGUGGCCCUGGGAUUUUUUUGUAAGAGUGAAGAUGACUUUGACAGUUGGUGUAACCUGGUCCAGCAGGAGAUCCAGAUGAAGAGGAACCUGCGGAUGUUUGAGCUGGUGGAGAAUCACCCGCCCCACUGGCCCCCUUUCGUUCCUCCCACCAAACCAGAGGUUCAGACCACAGGGGCAGAGUUCAUCGAAUCAUCCGACAAGCUGUUUGAGUCUGAAGAGGAGUUUGAGAUCCUUAACGUGUGACCAGCUUCCCCUCCCCUCCGCCCAGUCCAGUGGAUGAUGGUGAUUGGGUUGAUUCCCUUGGCUACCAUCUUCCAUACUGUGCUGUAGAAGUGCCUCAGAACAACAUCAAGCAUAAACUGCUUACCACUUUGCAAAAAAAUCACCAACAAGAGACAAUACUAGAUAAGGAAAGAUUCUGGACAACAACUCAAAACAAAGAGACCAAAUUAAGGCAGGAACAUGGUGUACACAGUAAAUUCAAGCUUGCACUGUCUCACUUUGAUGUUGUGGAAACAACGCCAGGGACCUAGGUGAAGACAGGCAUGAGGAUGAUAUAGCUGAAGAAGCCAUCUCCUCAGUACACACUACCUCCUGAUGCCUGGAGACAGCAAAUAUGCAGACAUAUUUAUUUUCAGUGUUAAAAUACAAACAUACAACAAAUAACUUGUUUUAUUAAGAAAAGUGCCUCUCUUAAAUAUAUGUAUGUUAUUCAAUGGUUAGAGUAAGGGUUUUCCCAAGGUAUUGGUAUGGAACAUCGCCCCUGCACACUCAUGUAAAUAUGCCUGACAAUAAAUAUAUUUAAACACUUUA
This is a messenger RNA of Coregonus clupeaformis (lake whitefish), 1885 nucleotides long. Its product is annotated as cysteine protease ATG4A-like. NCBI's taxonomy places the organism in Eukaryota, Metazoa, Chordata, Actinopteri, Salmoniformes, Salmonidae. Bases 68 to 1315 code for a protein of 415 amino acids. Gene Ontology annotation, molecular function: protein-phosphatidylethanolamide deconjugating activity. The transcript is spliced from 13 exons. The record is from RefSeq and is a predicted model, not a curated record.